This is a messenger RNA of Diaporthe amygdali, 3408 nucleotides long. RefSeq lists its product as uncharacterized. NCBI's taxonomy places the organism in Eukaryota, Fungi, Ascomycota, Sordariomycetes, Diaporthales, Diaporthaceae. The coding region runs from base 1 to 3408 and encodes 1135 amino acids. The record is from RefSeq and is a predicted model, not a curated record. The transcript has 2 exons.
AUGUCACAGGCCAUGACCCUCGAGCCCUCUCCGGUGGACCUGGACCGGACCAUGGCACCGUCAGAACACAACGGACUUGGCGCCGCAUACGACCACUACCGAUUUGAGGACGCCCCGUCCCCUUCGCAGACAUCUGAUACACUAGACGCUUCAUCUGGUCCACCAGCUCGGGCGACAGCAGUCAACCACCCACCAGAACAAUUCGUCCACCCUUUGUCACAUGGGCAACCCGUCCACCCUUCUUCUCGUCCCGAGUCAGUCUCUUCCGCCGUCCUGCCACCGCCGCCACCACGCGCUUCGACGCCCCUUCAUAGUCCAAGGAGCACCAGGUCUCAGAGUCUAGCUGCCUCUCUUGGGAGCCAGUCGCCCAUCCGGCGCAAGCCUCUAAGUCCCACGGCCUCGCCAUUGGCCGUUCGUUUCUCAUCUAAGAGUUACCACAUGAAGUCCGGUGACCUGCCAGAGGAGCCCGACUCUGGUUACUACUCUCUUGACAGCCCGGACUUAUAUGACUUGGGCCCAACCGAGGGCCCUGCUCCCGUAGCCUCUCUUCCCACGCCCCUUGAACCUCUGUCCGAGGAAGAAUUCCAGGGAAAGUGGCCACAACCCCCGACCGGGCCUAUCACGCCGGCCGCACUGGAGGUUCGAAACAUUCCAGACGUCAGCCCUGCACCGUCUCAAACGGACGAUUUGAUACAGCCCAAGCAUCCGACAAGUGCUUCAGACGUCACUUCGGCCAGUCAGGGUCCAGACCAGCCCAACGCGGAACCGCCCAAUUCCAAUCAUCGUAGUACAGGCGGUAGCAUGUCUUUGUUUGCUCGGACACCUAUGCCCCCACAACUAGAUCUUGAUUAUUCAAACUCAGACGGUCAACCACAUACACUCUCUCCGACUAUCGACAGACCACCAGACAGCGCAUCAAGUCACGCCAGCCACGCCAGCCUUAACAAACCACUACCGAAAUCGCCUCCGAGGUCACCAGCUAGCGCAACAAAACUCAGCAACUUCUUUGGAUGGGGAGCUGCACAGUCGCCGUCCAACACUGAUCACUCCAACAAGGACUACUCUCCGAUACCAUCGCCAGUAUCACCGAAGCGUCACGCAUUUUCCGAUGAAUCUCCAGUGUCGACACGGGACCCAAAUUCUACCAAAGCACAAGCUCUCGAGAGCAACGCCCUCGGAUACGUUGAGGCAUAUUUUCCCACACCACCGAAUUCCUAUACGUUGGUGUCACCGGUUGUCGAGAUCGAGGAGAUGGAGGACGAGCUGAAAGCCAUCAGCGCCGAAUUGGCCUCGUCCAUUCGGCGCGAGAUGGAUCUAGAGGACCUGGUUGACAGGUUACAAUCAGAGAUCGCCAACCCAUCAGCACCUGGGAAGAGGACCAGUGAUUACUUCUCAGACUCGGGUUACAGCACGGCCAAGUCCGGCGACUUCGAGAAUCCGAAAGAUGAAAUUUCGAGCAUCCAGCGGAAAGCAGAGCAAGAAAAGGCACAGCUCAGGCUUGAACUCACCACCAAGCUUCAAGAGGAGAGGGGCCGCCGCAACGCACUCGACCAACAGAUCAAGGAGCUUGCCGAGAAGGCAUCGCAAGCCGAUGCAGCGCAAAUGACCAGCAAGGAUGCUGACGCCAGGGUCCGAGAGCUGGAAAAGUCAUGCGAGGAUCUCCGCCGCAGGCUCUCUGAGGAGCGUGAAGUCAAAAACAACUUCGAGGACCUGCUCACCGCACUCAAGGGCGAACUUCAGAAUGCUGCACUGGAGCGAGACAACCUCCGUGAUGAGGUUGUGCCCCAAUUGAGGGCACGGGUUGAAGGUCUCGAAGCACAGCAGACCGAGAACGAGAAGCUGGCUUACGAGACAACAAAGUUACAGCAAGAACUGCAGGAUAUCAAGGAUUCGAAGGCGAAACAUGACACCCUCGCACGGUUGAGGUCAAGUUCCGUCACUGGCCAGUCAUUCAAGCUCAGCCGUCCACCGUCUGGGCUCCAUUCUGGCGGGCUCGCCAGAUCCAACACCGUUAAGGGCGGGCACGUCGAAUCCAGAGACGUCUUAUCCGAGCGGCUGAAGGACGUCGAGGCCCAGAGAGACGCCCUGCACAACGCUCUGAAGAAUCUGCUUGACAGACAAGACUUUCAAAACAAGGAGAACGAAAAGAAGAUCAAACUGCUUGAAGUCGAGCGUGAUCGGCUGUUGUCAGCAUCGCCAAGGAAAGCCGGCUUCGAUAGAGAGGUCUCAACCCUACGUGAAGAAGUCAACACACUGCGGCGGCGAGCUGAGGAAGCCAUUGAGCAAAAGUGGCAAGUCGAGAAAGGUCUUAUAGGAUUGAAGAGCGACCUCGACCGGGCGGAAGAAGAGAUCACCUCCCUGAGGGCACUGCUGAAUGAGAAGGACAUACUGAUUCCGGACUCUUUCUCUCGUUACAGCAGCAACUCGGCAACAGGAGCCCCCGGGCUGCCAGCUACAUCGGCAUCGCUUGAGAAGGCAUACGCAGAUCUACAGAAGUCUUACAAGGACGCGCUUGAGAGGAUCAAGGAUCUCGAGAUUGGCGGCACGAGUGCCUCACAGGAUGAGCGAACCAGGCUCGCCAUGGAGCGGCUUGAGCAAUCGCUCUCAUCUGCCAUCCACGACCGCGACGACGCUCGCCAGGAAUCGGCCGCACUGCAAAACCAAGUCGAGAGACUACAACAGUCUGAAAAGGACCACUUGGAGGGCGAGCGGGAUCUCGCGGACCAACUUAGGGACUCGGCCAACAGGGUCGAGGAGCUCACGCAGCAGGUCCGCGCUCAACUCGCCAUCAACGCCAACCUACGAAGCCGGCUCUCCGAGACCGUUGCUAGGGGUGAGGCUGGCCAGAAAGCCAACAAGGAGCGACUUGCCAGCAUGCAAAUUCGCAUGCGGAACCUCGAGGAGCAGGUCAUUGCGGCUCAGACUGCCGCCGAGGAGCGUGUCAACCGCCACGAGGAAGAGCUCGGCAAGCUGCGGGAGUCAACCAGUGCCAACCUGCACCGACUGCACGACAGCAACUCUGGCCUGCGAUCACCCCGCCUGUUCCCUCCGAAGUCGCCCAUGUCGCCUCUCCUGUCACCAAACUCUGGCGGCAGAUUCCCCAGAAUGCUCAGUUCUCAUUCCAGAAAGAGCUCUCGGAACCGCCCAUCCAGCUCCGGAACCGACGAGGAAGACACUUCUCAGGUUGAGACCCUGAAGGCUCGGGUCGCCGAGCUCGAGAAGUCUCUGGUCACUGCCGACUUCGAGAUGCAGGAAGUCGUGGGUAGGAUGAACACGGCGCAGAUCGAGGUCAUGACCCUCCAGGAGGAGCGGGAGACAGCUGCCCGCGAGACCAAGAAGCUACAGAAGCUCCUCGAGGCCGAGAAGGUCAACGCCUUCCAACAGCGCUUCAACACCAUCACCAACUAA